GAGAGUGGCGCUGACGUUGUUUUUGCGCGCGGUUAAUAAUAGUGGCCAUGCGGUUUUCGGUGGGCUCUGUUUUUCGCGCUAUGUCGGCGACUGUCCAGGCCCGGCCUCGAGGGCUGGUGUACGAGAAACAUGGGGAGCCCGCUCAGGUCCUACAGUUAAAAGACAUCAGUUUGAGUGAGCUGGGAGCUUCUGGUGUCCACGUAAGAAUGCUUGCAGCCCCUAUCAAUCCAUCAGACAUCAAUAUGAUUCAAGGGUUGUAUGCUGUUCUCCCAGACUUACCUGCAGUUGGGGGGAAUGAAGGAGUUGGGCGAGUGGAGAAAACUGGCAUUGGCGUGACCUCGCUAAAGCCUGGUGACUUGGUGAUCCCGGCAGAUGCAGGACUUGGGACUUGGCAAACAGAGGCAGUGUUCAAGGAGGAAAAGCUUUUGAAAAUGCCCCCAGAUAUCCCACUGGUAUCCGCAGCCACCUUGAGUGUCAACCCCUGCACUGCUUUUCGGAUGCUGUCUGAUUUUGAGACCUUGAAGCCAGGAGAUUCUGUCAUCCAAAAUGCAGCCAAUAGCGGAGUGGGACAGGCUGUCAUCCAGAUUGCUGCAGCCAAGGGUAUCAAAACAAUAAAUGUGGUCAGAGAUAGACCCAACCUCCAGGAGCUUGUAGACAGAUUGAAAUCCCUUGGAGCUGAUCAUGUCAUCACAGAAGAGGCGUUAAGGAAGCCAGAAGCAAAAGAUUUGUUUCAGAAAAUCCCAAAGCCCCUCUUGGCGCUAAAUGGAGUGGGAGGGAAAAGCGCCACCGAGCUGCUGCGCCAUCUGCAGCAUAAAGGCACUAUGGUUACCUACGGCGGGAUGUCAAAACAGCCUGUCACAAUCCCCGUGAGUGCCUUGAUUUUUAAGGAUGUAAAGCUCCGUGGGUUUUGGAUGACUCAGUGGAAAAGAGACAAUGCCCAGAACAAGGAGGAGCUGGACAGGAUGAUCGCCGACUUGUGCACCCUCAUCCGGAAGGGCCAGCUCUCUGCUCCAGCCUGCCAAGAGGUCCCGCUGGCAGAUUACCAAUCAGCUUUGACGGCAGCCAUGACACCGUAUAUAUCAGCAAAGCAGAUCCUCCUCCUGUGAAGCUGACUAAGUCGUCUGUGGUAGGUUCGGGUGGAAGUUCUCUCCCAGCUGGCUCCGACUGCCUCUGAAGACCGCAAGGGUUUGGAUUUCUGCCGUUCCUGCUACGUCUCACAGCUGGAGGGCUUAAAAGAGCAAAUGGCCCUAAUUGCAGGCUGCGAAUGUAUAACCAAGAUUGCAACAACCGCUAAGGUACUGGAGGCAAAGGCUCUGUGUUUGCGCAAGUAGGGAACGGUCAUUGGUUUCAUGGCAGAACAGAAAUCUGAAAAACCUGCCUUCUGUUUUGGACCGGGUAUCAGGACAGCUGGAUGGGGAUAACCAUACACAAAUAUGGCUGUGUGUACAGAAUCAGAGCACAACGUUCCAAAUAUUUUUAUGAGCCUGUCCUAUAGGGCUGUGUAUAGUGUCUCUCACACGUCACCAGUUCUCUAACUCAGAGCACAUUCUUUCCCCUUGCAGCAAACUAUUGUCCAGCAUAGCCCAGUUGACCCAAGUUCAAGAGCCUGUUUCUGCUUUUGGGGGCUUGGGUAUUCUGAAAUGCAGCAUGCAAGCAUUCUCCCUCUUCGAACAGCUUUUUAAAUUUCUAGAUGAUAAAAUCAGCAGCGGUGGCUUACAAAAGCUCCUUCUCUUUGCCCGUUCAGCUCAGGGCAGUUUUCUACAAUAAAAGGAUGCACACUAUGAAAAA
This is a messenger RNA of Sphaerodactylus townsendi, 1788 nucleotides long. RefSeq names its product mitochondrial trans-2-enoyl-CoA reductase (gene MECR). Gene Ontology annotation, cellular component: mitochondrion. Gene Ontology annotation, molecular function: trans-2-enoyl-CoA reductase (NADPH) activity. Bases 48 to 1106 code for a protein of 352 amino acids. Lineage: Eukaryota; Metazoa; Chordata; Lepidosauria; Squamata; Sphaerodactylidae. The transcript has 10 exons. Gene Ontology annotation, biological process: fatty acid metabolic process. The record is from RefSeq and is a predicted model, not a curated record.